Messenger RNA from Fukomys damarensis (Damara mole-rat), 3977 nucleotides. RefSeq names its product tubulin polyglutamylase TTLL6. The record is from RefSeq and is a predicted model, not a curated record. The transcript has 14 exons. Bases 345 to 3023 code for a protein of 892 amino acids. NCBI's taxonomy places the organism in Eukaryota, Metazoa, Chordata, Mammalia, Rodentia, Bathyergidae. Gene Ontology annotation, biological process: microtubule cytoskeleton organization; protein polyglutamylation. Gene Ontology annotation, cellular component: cilium. Gene Ontology annotation, molecular function: tubulin-glutamic acid ligase activity; tubulin binding.
GCCAGGCUGGGGGCAGUGAGCACUGCUGCUAAGUCACUUGUUUCUGCGCCUUGGGCAGAGUGGCCGUCCUCCGCCUGAGUCUGAUUUCCGCCGCUCUGUCCCCUGCUGGGUCUGGUCCUCAGCCCUGGGACCCGCCAGGCCGCUCCACCUGGACAGGGGCUUCUGGGAGCCAGGGUGUCUGUCUCUUCCGGCUGCUGUCGCUUUUUCUCUUUCCAGAUGAUUGCUGAUCAAUCUGUCCAACUGCCGUGCGCAGGGCAGCCCAGCAGUACGGCCUGCGAGAGGGCGGUGAGCAUGACGACUGGACUCUCUGCUGGACGGACUACUCCUUGUCACUGGAGCGCGUGAUGGAAAUGAAGAGUUACCAGAAAAUCAAUCACUUCCCUGGGAUGAGCGAAAUCUGCCGUAAGGACCUGCUGGCCAGGAACCUGAGCCGCAUGCUGAAGAUGUUCCCCAGAGACUUCCACUUCUUCCCCAGGACCUGGUGCCUCCCUGCCGACUGGGGAGGCCUGCAGACCUACAGCAGAUCGCGAAAAAACAAGACAUACAUUUGCAAGCCCGACUCAGGCUGCCAAGGGCGUGGGAUAUUUAUCACCAGGACGGUGAAGGAAAUCAAGCCGGGGGAGGAUAUGAUCUGCCAGCUCUAUAUUUCCAAGCCCUUUGUCAUUGAUGGGUUCAAGUUUGACCUACGGAUUUAUGUGCUGGUGACGUCCUGCGACCCUCUCAGGGUUUUUGUGUACAAUGAAGGACUAGCUCGUUUUGCCACCACCUCCUACUCCCAACCCUGUGCGGACAACCUGGACGAUAUCUGCAUGCACCUGACUAAUUAUUCCAUUAAUAAGCACAGUUCAAACUUUAUUCAAGAUGCUCACUCGGGCAGCAAGAGGAAGCUCUCGGCCUUCAACGUCUACAUGGAGAGCCAAGGCUACGACGUGCCCAGGAUCUGGAGGGCCAUCGAGGACCUCAUUGUCAAGACCCUCAUCGCCGCCCACCCGGUCAUCAAGCACAACUACCAGAGCUGCUUCCCCAACCACACCCUCAACAGCGCCUGCUUCGAGAUCCUGGGCUUCGACAUCCUGCUGGACUGCGAGCUCAAACCCUGGCUGCUGGAGGUCAACCACUCUCCGAGCUUCUCCACCGACACCCAGCUGGAUAAGGAGGUAAAGGACAGGCUGCUGUAUGACACCCUGGUUCUCAUCAACCUGGGGAGCUGUGACAAAAAGAGAGUCCUGGAGGAGGAGCGACAGCGGGGCAGGUUCCUGCAGCAGUGCCAUUCUCGGGAGGUCAGAAUGGAGGAAGCCAGAGGUUUCCAGGCUGCGUGGUUACAGAAAACCGAGAAAUACGAAAAGGAAAACUGUGGCGGCUUCCGGCUGAUUUAUCCCAGCCUGAAUCUGGACAAAUAUGAGGAGUUUUUCCAGGACAACAGCUCACUCUUCCAGGAUACAGCUGCCUCCAGAGCUCGGGAGGUGUGCACCCGGCAGCUGAUCCAGGAGCUGAAACUGCGGCAGCAGAAAAAGUCCUUCCAGAGGCAGGAGAAGAAACCGGAGCUGCAGGGGGAGGCGGCGGGUGAGCACGCGAGGGCGGAGGCCUCGAGGCCCCGGCCACAGAAGCAACAUCAGAAAUGCAAGACGGCGGCCCACGGCCCCAGACAAGUAAACCCCGCGGGGAGGGGCGGGCGCGCGGCCGGCACCCUGCCCCCGCUGGGACACCCCUGCUCCGAGCCCAGACACACUACGGAGGGGACAGGGGACACGAGGACGCUGCCCCCGCGCACCGCAGGACGCUGCCUGGGUCCAUGCUCCCUGCCCGGGCGGCCCACCCGGCUAAAACUGGUUUCAAGUGGCCGGAAGACCCUGGAAACCAUCUACGAACUCUCAGGGGCCCUGGACUCUAGGCUGAGAGCCCAGAACAGGGACCGCAUCCGGCUCCUCCUUCUCCCUGGCCCCUCCCCUCGGGGGCAGAGGAAUCUGGAGGCGAGGCCCGGUCCCCACGGCCCUGUCGGUUCCCGCCUCCCAGUCCCUCCAGCCGCUGGCUCUGGUGUCCUGCACGCACAGCUGGCUCUUGGGUGUCAGAGACAGAAAGAGGAGAGGGGCCGUGGCUUCGAGGCAGCUGGGUCCCGAGAGCCCAAGGCUGCCAGGCCCUGCAGUGCCAAGCUGGACUGGAGGAGCCCCGGCUCCGGGUUGCAGUGCUGUGAAGCUCAUGCUAACGUCAAGGAGGCCACACCGGCCCCUGCCACUAAUGCAGCCACCGGCUCCGUGCCCUGGACCUCCGUAGAAAUUUUCCCAGAAUCCACAGCUAGGUCCUGGGCCUCUCCAGAGUCCCUGCCCAGCCCACCUCCGACCACCAGCUCUGAACUCCGCAGCCCCACGCUGGUCAGGGUUGUCUCCUUUCAGUGCAAGCGGCGGCAGCAGCAGCAGACCCCGCAGCAACUCACCCAGGAGACAGCACAGCCUUCCACGCCUAUCACACCCCAGCCGGUGGUGCGGAAUUCAACUUCAAACUGGACCUGGCUAAAGAGGGACAGGAAGGAGCAGGGCUUGGUGUCGGAGCUGCUGAAGAGGAGGCUGGCCCUGCUCCCUGCUCAUCACAACCCACGGCUGCUGCUUAGUGCCCAGUCACACGGGUGCCCGGACACGCCAGGGUGUGCCAGGAGCCGAGGUGUGCGCGCCAGCGUUCCAGAACUACAGCAGAGCACCCGAGAACACCCCGCCCUGCUCGGGGAGCGCUGCCCUGGCAGGCGCAGCUCUGGCGAGAAGCGGAAGCUGGGUGUGUGCCCCCUCGUCCUCUUGCAGAGUCCCCAGAACCGUGAUGUGUCCCUCAAGGACCUCCUGGUGGUUGCCACCCCAGCCCACCUGGACCAGAGGCCGGGCAGAAGCCACACAGGGGCUGUGAGAGACCUGAGUCCUCAAGAUCGGGACACCUACGGCCACUGCCUGGUCUCGGGCCACAGAGAAUGUGAUGGGAAGAAUCAGAUUGGAUUUCUGCCAUAUUUUUUUCCUUCCCUACCUCUGACUCCAAAGAAGUGAUUUAUCUUUCCCCCCAGCGUCUGCAACGUUUAGAGUCAACUAAGAGUUUCAUUUGCUCACCUAGAAGCCCCGGUCUGAUCAGUGCCCCUCACUCGCACCCCGGAAGCCAACAGCCUCCCAGUUUGAGGACGGUGCUGUAGGACCAUGACUUCUCCGUGACCGGUGCCGCCGUCGCCCCGGACCAUCCCCCACGGGCAGCCGUCCGGGGGUUCGGCCCGGAGUCCUCAGCUCCCCGACAGCCUGUGCCCGUGAGCUUCAUCGCUGGGGACAGACGACAGUCGGGGCUGAGCUCAAAGCCGCAAGCUCAUCAGUCCAAGAUCACGAUGACCUCUUCCUGCUCAAAGACUUUUGGCCUCAGCACCCAGGCAUCUUCCUGCUGCCUCCCUUCUGGCCCAGAAGGACCCAGCCUGCAGAUGUGUCUUCCAGGGACCUGAGAGAUGAUCUUCCUUCCUCUCACGUGUACAGUAAUAAAAUAAACUGCCUCGCUCAACGCCCGGACAAGGAGCCUGCCCGGAGGACGACCGGGAAGCGGAGGUGGAAGAUGGGUCCUCCUGAUUGCCCUUCCCAGUCUGCAGGCUGUAGAAUGUCUUGGAAUGAACAGUCUGCAGGAAGCUGUGCCUUUCUUGCUAAGAACCUAGAGCCCGAGUGGCCCUCUCUGGGGCGUGGUGGUGCCUCCAUCUCCUCCUAGCGCCUCCCGGAUGUCAAUUUAACAUCCGUAUCUGCUGUUCCUUCUCUGGCCUUGGUUUCAUUUCCUGUUUCCGGGUUAGGUCCCUCGUGGAGCCCGGGGAGGGGGAGAGGAGAAAUCUGCACACUUUCUUCACGAUGUGAACCCGCCCUGCCUUGCGGAUUCUAAUAGAAUGGAUUUCUGGCCUCAAGAACAUCUGGGGAAGUCAGGAGUGGUGGGGCACGUCUGUGAUCCUAGCACACAGGAGGCUGAGGCAGGAGGGUUGACAU